GAAUGGGCUGGGAGUUUCGAGGGCGGGGAAGAGUUGGAAGCCUAUCGAUAUCUCUGGAAUAGACUGCACUACCCUGCGCCGCCGCCGUCAAAGCCCCGCAGACUUCUCUGUAGACCGCCGAGCAAUAGUUUCGGCGGCGCUCCGUGAUUCGUAUCUUUGCUGGAGGCUGUAGCCAGGCCCGCGCCGAAACCAUGUUUCGCAACCAGUAUGACAAUGAUGUUACUGUUUGGAGUCCUCAGGGCAGGAUUCAUCAAAUUGAAUAUGCAAUGGAAGCUGUUAAACAAGGUUCAGCCACAGUUGGUCUGAAGUCAAAAACCCAUGCAGUGUUGGUAGCUUUGAAAAGGGCACAGUCUGAGCUUGCAGCUCAUCAGAAAAAGAUUCUCCACGUUGACAACCAUAUUGGUAUCUCAAUUGCGGGGCUUACUGCUGAUGCUAGACUGUUGUGUAAUUUUAUGCGCCAGGAGUGUUUGGAUUCCAGAUUUGUAUUUGACAGACCACUUCCUGUGUCUCGUCUUGUCUCUCUAAUCGGAAGCAAGACCCAGAUACCAACACAACGAUAUGGCCGGAGACCGUAUGGUGUUGGGCUGCUUAUUGCUGGUUAUGAUGAUAUGGGUCCUCACAUUUUCCAAACCUGUCCAUCUGCUAACUACUUCGACUGCCGAGCUAUGUCCAUUGGAGCCCGUUCCCAAUCAGCUCGUACUUACUUGGAGAGACAUAUGUCUGAAUUUAUGGAGUGCAAUUUAAAUGAACUGGUUAAACAUGGUCUGCGUGCCCUAAGAGAGACACUUCCUGCAGAGCAGGACCUAACUACAAAGAAUGUUUCCAUUGGAAUUGUUGGCAAAGACUUGGAGUUUACAAUCUAUGAUGAUGAUGAUGUGUCUCCAUUCCUGGAAGGUCUUGAAGAAAGACCGCAGAGAAAGGCACAGCCUGCUCAACCUGCUGAUGAACCUGCAGAAAAGGCUGAUGAACCAAUGGAACAUUAAGUGAUAAACCACUCUAUAUGUGCAUUAUCAAAUAUGUAAGAAUGCAGGAACACGUACUGAUGACAGUAAUCUAUACUUUGAACCAAAAGUUGCAGAGUUGUGGAAUGGUAUGUUUUAGGAAUCAGUUCAUAUGUGAGUUGUUUCCAAGCAGCCUCACUGACGCCAUAUAAUGGGGUACAUUUUUCUUUGAAAGGGUCUAUGUAAUCAUUUUCUAGAAAGUAUAGGUAUCUAUCUGUACUACUGUUUUUAUAUGAAGAAAAUAGUGUCUUUGUGGUUUUAAAGACAACUGUGAAAUAAAAUUAUUUCACCUCCUAGU
Molecule: messenger RNA, 1299 nt
Organism: Lemur catta (Ring-tailed lemur)
Lineage: Eukaryota; Metazoa; Chordata; Mammalia; Primates; Lemuridae
Gene: PSMA1
Product: proteasome 20S subunit alpha 1
Exons: 10
Coding region: 192-983 (263 amino acids)
Biological process (GO): ubiquitin-dependent protein catabolic process
Cellular component (GO): nucleus; proteasome core complex; proteasome core complex, alpha-subunit complex
Source: RefSeq, a predicted model, not a curated record